AUGUUCUCGGAUACCAUGGUGGCCCAGGACGGCAAUCAUAGCCCCAAGACGGAGGAUCUCGCCUCCAUCAGCGAGGUCCCUGUAAAUGCAACGGCUAUGAUUGGACUGGACGAGAACAACAAGCAGUCCCCGUCGAGUACCCAGAACGGGUCGACGAACGGACCUGCCCCAAAAUCAGACAAGCCUCGACCUCAUGUCUGCAACACUUGUGGCCGCUCCUUUGCGCGGUUGGAGCAUCUGAAACGUCAUGAGCGCUCUCAUACCAAGGAGAAGCCCUUCGAGUGCCCGGAUUGUGCUCGUUGUUUUGCACGUCGUGAUCUGCUGCUCCGGCAUCAGCAGAAGCUGCACAUGACAACAACACCUUCGUCUCGUCCGAGAAAUGGCAGGAGAGAGAGCAUCGGUGCCGCUUCGACCGCCACCAACCGCGUCCGCAAGAACUCCACGGCCAGUACGACGACAAGUGCCGCCAUGAGGCCGAGAGCCAACACCAUCAGUCAUAUCGAUGGCUCGUCUUUGGGGGUGGUCAACAACAACGUGAACCCUCCAGCUCCCGGGCUGGGACAUUCCGGCCACACUUAUCAUCCCAGUCUUAGUUCAGUGUCUGGAGGCCCCAACUUCGACGGCAGAGGAUUCAGCUCGGGACAUCCUCCAGUCAAUGGUCUGAAGGUGGAGACGUCGGGAAUCCCUAUGGAUAUGUCUGGUGGACUUCGCACUGCGCCCGUGUACGGGAGCUUUGCCUCGGACUUUGGCUUGGGUGAGAUGCUGCUAGGCCAAGGGAGCACGAUUAACCCUGCCCAGCUACAUUUUGCAGGCUCUCCCCAGGCCUUUGGCAACGACUCGGAAUCCUCGCCUUUCAACCAUGCAAUGCAGGGAUUCCACUCUGUUACGGACCCUGCGCUGGACGACGACGGCAACUUCGACUGGAUCAAUGGAUUUGACACUACGGUGCCGCUGGGAAACACCGAUUCGGUCAUUGACGAGUCAUCGCCAUCGGCCAUGAGCACUGGCAGCCAGAGCGGAAUCAGUGAGCCGUUGCUGGACGGAUCGACUCAAAUGUCCAUGUCCUCAGCCGGCUGGCACAAUGCCUUCCCUCCGCACACGGCAGCACCUUCAGCGCCCUUCGCGAUGGACUUCUCCUCUUCGUUUCCUGACCUCGGUAUCCCGCCAGAGACCAUUUCGCCAAAGUCGCUCAUGGCGCAGAAUCAAUUCACGGAUCCUUCUUUUGCAUCGCCUCCGCCUAUGGCGCCUAUGGGCCCCUCAGUGUUGGGAGGGCACUCGCAGAGUAUGUUUUCAUCCUCAAUGGUAACCAACGGAGAAUCUCCUAAUCCUCUCAACGUACCUUUCGCAAAUAGUCCCCUUCGAAAACCCGUAUCUGCCAGUCCAACAGAUCCUUUCGCCGACACGGCCCGACAGGCUGUAUUAGCCAAUAUGACCUUACCGAACGGGUCAGCACAACGCCGGUAUUCUCAAUCGACAAAUGGAAGCCCAUACACCCGCGAUUUCACACCACGCCCGACUAGCUACAACAACAAUAACACCAGCAAUAGCUCAUAUCUGCUCCCCAGCACCUUCGACCUGCAGCGAUACGUUUCCGCAUACAUAAAUUAUUUCCACCCUCAUCUUCCAUUCCUCCACAUUCCGACUCUCGACUUCCAGAGCCCUGACUGUGCAAACAACUUGCGGACGCCCAGUGGACAUUUAGACCUGAACCAGAACUUGAAUUCGCCUGGAAGCGGCGCUGGGUGUUUGAUCCUUUCGAUGGCGGCUAUCGGCGCGCUUUAUGAAUUCGACACGGCUGUCUCGAAAGAUCUCAACGAAUGUUCGAAGAAGUUGAUCCAGAUCUAUCUCGAAGGAAGGAGAAAGGCGGACAUGUCAGCAGCCUUCAGCCGUGUCAACACCGCCAAGUCAGAACGCGACAAUUCUGUUCUCAAUACGCCCUUGUGGUUGGUGCAAGCGAUGUUGCUGAAUGUCAUCUACGGGCAUACCUGCGGAAACAAGAUCUCCGCAGAUAUCGCCAGCACCCACUGCGCCGCAUUAGUUAGCCUUGCCCGAGCGGCAGAACUAACCCGUCAUAUCGAGCCAGAAAAUCUCCCUCAAGACUAUCUGGGCAGCGGUACCGUUAACAGUGAAGCUGAACUGCAGACUUCCGGCCCACUCAAGGAGAGAAAGGACUGGCUCGACUGGAAGAUAGUGGAAGAGCGCAAACGAACCCUCUAUGCCAUCUUCACCCUGUCUAGUUUGCUGGUCUCCACCUACAAUCAUGCGCCUGCCCUAACGAAUUCCGAGAUCCGACUCGACCUGCCAUGUGAGGAAGACUUGUGGGCUGCGGAAUCGCCUCAGGCUUGGAAGAAGAUGGGAGGGAAGUCUGCAAAGAAGUCAUGUUCCUUCUCAUCUGCGCUCGCUACCCUUCUUACUGCCAGCCAACGGCAGCAGCAACCGUCCAACCCGGCCUUUGGUGGCAACCAUCAGUCAGGGGAUCUAGGAGAGACCGAUCUGAAGCCAAGCACUUUCGGUUGCAUGAUACUGAUCCAGGCCCUGCACAACUAUAUCUGGGAGACGCGCCAGAGACACAUGGGACGCCAAUGGACUGCGCAGGAGACCGAAGCCAUGCAGGCACAUAUCGAGCCUGCUCUCAGGGCAUGGCAGACUGCCUGGGCAAGCAACCCUCUUCACAGUCUGGAGCGGCCGAACCCGUUUGGGGCAGGCCCUCUGUCCGCUGACAGUAUUCCUCUUCUGGAUCUUGCCUACGUUCGGUUAUUUGUCAACUUGGGCAGAACCAAGGAAGCGUUCUGGCAAAGAGAUUGGAAUGCCAUGGCAGACGAGCUUGCGCGCGGCGUAGACAUCAUUCCGCAAGGCGAUGAGAAUGGCGCUGACGGUCAGAGAGAUGAACUUGAUUCUAUGCGGUUUCACAGGGACUCGAUUGCCGAUCUGGGGGUGGAAGAUCUCAACCUCUCCAAGACCCCGACGCAAGAUCAACCUAUGCACGGCUAUUCAGCGGGCCACCAACGGUCAGGUGACUCGAGACGCGAGAAGCAUUUGCGGAAGGCUGCUUUCUAUGCAGCAGACUCCAUUUGCAUGUCGGACAGACUGGGAAAUACGUUUGCUGAGUUCACUUCGAGAGAAAUUCCCCUUCAGUGCGCAAUGUGUUUGUUCGACUGUGCCCAGAUCCUGGCUGAAUGGAUCACCACCGUGCAAGAACGUGUGGGACCAUAUUUGGGAGUUCUUGGAAGGGAUGAAGUGGACUUGACCCAGGUUCCUGGUAUAAUGCUUCUGGAGGACGAAGACUGCAAGCUCAUCGAAAAGAUCAAAGAGAUACUUUCUAGUAUGGAAGGGAAAAUGCAGCGCGAAGCCCAGACUCCUGGCUCUGUGCACGCUAUGAGUGCUUUGCAGCGUAUGCCGAGCGCUGUCGAGGGAGGAUACGGCAGUAAGAUCCUGAUGGUUGCAGCCUAUCUGUUCGAUCGGGCUGCAGUUUGGCCAGUCCUCAAGCUUGUCGCUCGAUCUCUUGAGACACAAGCCGUGAUGAUGAAAGAGCGUGCUCAGAGUUCCGUCGCAAUUGGUCACUAG
Paecilomyces variotii is the source of this 3564-nucleotide messenger RNA. Its product is annotated as fungal-specific transcription factor domain-containing protein. Gene Ontology annotation, biological process: DNA-templated transcription; regulation of transcription by RNA polymerase II. Gene Ontology annotation, molecular function: RNA polymerase II cis-regulatory region sequence-specific DNA binding; zinc ion binding; DNA-binding transcription factor activity, RNA polymerase II-specific. Gene Ontology annotation, cellular component: chromatin. The transcript is spliced from 2 exons. The record is from RefSeq and is a predicted model, not a curated record. Lineage: Eukaryota; Fungi; Ascomycota; Eurotiomycetes; Eurotiales; Thermoascaceae. Bases 1 to 3564 code for a protein of 1187 amino acids.